AAUUUUUGAAAACCGUUAAAGUUUGAAUUUAGAAGAACAGUUGAAAUUUUUUGGUGACUUGACCACGUGUGAGUCACGUUCGCAUCUAAAUGAUAACUUUAUAAACUUAUUCAGGUAUAUUUGAGAAACUUUUUGAUGAAAUGCGUUAUUAUUGCUUACUUGUGCUGCAUUGAUGCUUUAAACACUAGUUUUGUUUUUCUGAUGAUUCACAUAGAAAAGAUAUUCAGAUAAUAAAAUGUUAAAAUAUUUAAUAGUUUUACUUUAUAUUGUAGUUUUUGUAAGUUUAGUUUCAAGCGAUAGAACAAAAGAUAAGAUUUACGAAAAUGUAGUCGGUAAUAUGUGCUUUAGAAGACUUAAUUCUACUCAUCAGACUGGAUGUAGUUCUGCAGGAAAAUCUGCUGGAUCAGUCGGCGUUUUGCAUUACAUAGAGAAGGAAGAGGACAUAAAUUUCAUAAUUAAUGAUGCACCAGCGCCUCCUUAUGCACCAAUUUUAAAGCCAAAAUUUUUUACCAGAGAAAACAUUCUAAAAUUAAGAGAUUCUAAAUUUGUAUCAGCAAUAAUUUUAAUUAACGACACCUCAGACAUGACACACUUCUCACAAGAAUCAAAAUGUCCAAAUCAAUUUUUCCGUCACAUUAAUCAGCCAGUUUGUGACGUCACAAAGCCUGAAACUGUAUGGAAUCCUUACGGAACUGGACUUUUGCAUGAGAACUUUGACAUCCCCAUCAUAUUCUUGGCUAAUAAGAAUGAGUCCGAUAAGGUUGUUAAGUGCUUUAAAGAUUUCAAUACAGACUUAGAAGGUCAAGCUGGAAAAGCAUUAUGCAGUAUAGAGCUAUUUUCAUUCAUGUCAGCUGCUGGGAAUUCUGAAGUAUGCAUUCGACGAUCCAAAUUUGCUGGAUUCUUAAAGCAGAUCACUUAUUGUGAUCCACUUCAAGGCAAGAAUAUCUAUGGCACCUUAUUUCCACGUAAAAUUGUUGAUCCCGAAAACAGAACAAAUGAUCAAAGCGAGAAAAUCAUUUUAAUAUCUGCGAGACUAGAUACAACUUCAAUGUUUGAUGGAAUCGCCUUAGGAGCACUUGAUUCUUUAGCUUCCGUAGCCACUUUAAUCACUUCCGCUCAUUAUUUAAGAAAAAUUGUGUCUAAUGAUGUCUUUGAGAAGAAUAAUGUGAAUGUCCUAUUUGUUCUAUUCAAUGGAGAGUCUUAUGACUAUAUUGGGUCACAAAGAUUCGUGUAUGACUUGAAGAAAAAGAACGCAUUUCCAUCGCCUGCAUCUUAUAGAAAACCACUGACUAUGGAUAAUAUAAUCAUGAUGAUUGACAUUGGUCCACUUGAUGGAUUCGACACAUUAUCGAUUUAUUCCAUAAAUGGAGCAAAUGGAAUUGCCAAUAAAUUUUCAGCAUCAGCACAAGCUUACAAUGAGAAAUUUGGAUUGAAUGUGAAUAUUACAACACGUGAAACAAUGAGCUUACCGCCAGUUUCAGCACAGACAUUUUUGAGAGAGAAUUCAAGCUUUCCAGCUUUUGUUGUAGCUGCAAAGAAGCCAGAAAAUAAAUUCUAUCAUUCAGUCUUUGAUGAUGCUGGAAAUUUAAAGUACAGCUAUCAAAAUAAAAGUUUAGAUUUUGACAAACUUGAUGUCGUUCAAGACACAAAAGAAGCUUCAGUCCAAAAUAAAAUUCGUAACAUAGCAACAUUGUUAGCUUUGGGGGUCUAUGAUAUUCUCACGGACCAAAAGUAUACAGGCGAAGGAAUCGCUAGUUCAGCAUUAGUCGAUGAGUUCCUUUAUUGCUACUUAGUUGCUACAAAAUGUCGUCUUUUCGAUUCAAUCUUUGUAUUCAAUGACGAUUAUCGAGGAAGUAAUUAUCCACCACAAAGAUACAUUAGUGUUCAAGCAUCACUUACUUUAGAAGCUACUGGAUGGGCUUAUCGAGUCUUUGGAUUCGUGUUAAGUGAAAAAGUUGAUAAAGAUAAAGAAAAUUGUACUGAAUUGCCUUUAUAUUGGAUUCCUGGAAGUUUAAAGAAUGGCGAAUGCCGAUUGACAACACAAAACUUGAGCUAUGCAAUCAGUCCCGCAUUUGAAGAGGAAGGAUACAAUUUUAAAAGUAAUCUUUAUUCAACAUGGACAGAAUCGACUUGGACUGACUUAUCAGCACGUAUUUUCCUCCGUCCAUCGAUAGCCCAUGAAUCUUUUACAUUCUUAAUAGGCUUAUUUAUCAUGAUCAUCUCAUUCUUGCUCGUCUACUUCGUCAAAUCAAAGGCUGAUAUAUUAUUUAGUGAGGUUGUCAAUGCCGAACACGAGUCACUACCUGCUCAAUGCUAGGAGGCUACAUAAAGUGUGUGCGUGGAUGCUUGUGCGGAAAAACUUUCUAAUGUGAUACUCACGAUCAUAAUAAUUUAAUUUUAAAGCAAUUAAUCGAUUAAACCCAAAAAAAAUGUUAAUUAAUUUUUGUGCGACAUAAAUCAUGUAUGUAGACAUUCCUAAUAUAUAAUGACAUCUCAAUACUUUAAUAAAUUUGACAAAUUCAUACAAAUUAGCGAGAAGAUGUACUGAACUGAUUAAAAAAUUCUUCAGAUGCUGGAUUAGUGUUGACGACACGAUCAUAAUGUUCUUUUUGAUAAAUCUGUUCCUUAGCAAGCUGCUCAUUUUCCUCACGAAUCUUACAGUUGAUUUGACGGAUGUCUCUAGACAAUGCGCGUUCCUUUAAAGUCAUUUGACGAUGCAUUUCGUCUGUCAAUUUUUCCCAUUCCUCCUUGUGAUGCUGAUCAUCCAUCUUGCGUUGCUUUAUGUCAUUCAACUGCCUUUCUUGUUCCAUUUUAUGAUUCUCGAUUUGCUCAGAGUUCAUUCCU
Messenger RNA from Chironomus riparius, 2844 nucleotides. Lineage: Eukaryota; Metazoa; Arthropoda; Insecta; Diptera; Chironomidae. The record is from the annotation of a GenBank genome assembly.